Messenger RNA from Morone saxatilis (striped sea-bass), 2080 nucleotides. RefSeq names its product MARVEL domain containing 3 (gene marveld3). The coding region runs from base 901 to 1851 and encodes 316 amino acids. The record is from RefSeq and is a predicted model, not a curated record. Gene Ontology annotation, cellular component: membrane. The transcript has 3 exons. Lineage: Eukaryota; Metazoa; Chordata; Actinopteri; Moronidae.
UUUUUGUUUCUGCAAGUUAAGCACGACUGAAACCAACAUUUAUUUAUGCACUUUACGGUUUUCAUUCGACUCCAGUGAAGCUGCGUGUGCCCUGUAAUAUUUGUAUCAAACAGACCAGUGAAUUAAAUGUGGUUGUCUGUUAUAUUCUGUUAUAAACAAUAGGGUAUAUAAUAAAGUACUUACAAUGAAAUACAAUACAGUACUACAUAUACACAAUGUAAACACCCAACCCACUGUAAGCUACUAUAAAAUGAGGGGAAAAGCCACAAAAAAGCCCCUCUAGCAGCAGAAAUGUCGCCGUACUUUACACAGAAAUGAGCUUGAAACUAGUGGGCGUGGCACAGCACAGGUGAGUGGCAGGACAAGGAAAUCUCGAACACAGGAAGCUGGGAAAGGUAGGCUGUUGUUGUUUUUCUCGGCAUAAACGAAAACAAGAUAACAUUGUGUUUACAGGUAUGAAAUAAUAAUGUUACAUGUCUGUAUUAUUCAUAAUUAAGCCUAGAAACAUUCGCCUUUAGGUAAAAACAUUAAAAAGACGAAACUUCGCAUUUACAGGGACGGAAGGAGCGUUGCUAUGAAUUGUGGGCCUCUUACAGGAAUAUGCGUUUGGUUCCUAUGUUGAAAUAAAACAAUAUAUAAUAGUUUGCAGACUUUAUGUUGUCUUGAUGUGUGUUUACUUAAAAGUCUGCCAGCCCAAAAAUAAUGACCACCUUUUGCCCUACGAGCCACUUUAUGAAUGAAGAAACCUCCUUAUUUGGUCCUUUACUUCACCCAGCCAUUAAACUUUAUUAAAUAACCCUAAAUGCUGCUUCACUGUCCACAGGGGCAGCUACAGAGAUACCAGCCAAGCAUCCACUUUGUUUAUGGGCGUCCAUAAUCUUCUUCUGCAGGUCGAGGAAAAUGCCAGAAAGGGGGAGACACCAUGAGAGGAGUGACAAGAGCAGGGACAGGGACUAUUCACACAAUGGCGACCACGCUUCAUAUGACAGCAGAGGUCGCAACCAAAAGCCAAGAGACGUGGACGAGAGAGGCUCUGCUGGUGACAGGAUGGCCAAACAAAACAGACAGAGGGAGAUGACAACUGCCUCUCACACAGAGACACCUGCUUACAGAGACCAAGACCAUGAAAGACCCUCAAGACUGUCCAGAGAGACUUCAGUGUAUCACUCUGAAGGGGAGUAUUAUGAGCGACAACACAGAAAAGCACUCUACAAUCUCAGAUACAUCCUAACCAGUAGAGGUCUCUGCCAGCUUAUGGAGCUGUUUGUGAAUCUUCUUAUCGUCAUCUGUGCCGGAGUGCCAUACAGCAACAACGGGGGUUACCGCGACCUGGCCAGCCUCGGUGGAGUCUACUAUUAUCACUUUGGUGGAGCCAAUGCCUUCACUGGAGCCGAUGCAGACAGGGUGAAGGAGCUGGACCAGCUGUUCCAUAAACUUAAGCAACCUCCGUAUGUCUUCACCAUGGCCUGCGGUGGGGUUUUAAUGAUCUAUGCCUGUGCCAUGCUUGCCCUGGGGAUUUUCAGAGUCCCUUACCGCUGGCCCCCUGUGCUACUGGGGGAAGCUCUGCUGAACCUCCUGAUCGGCCUAGGCUACAUCCCUGCUCUGGCCUUCUACUUUAUUAAGCUGCAGGGAACCUACAACGAUCCCAUCUGUAAGGAGAGGGAGCAGAUGUACAAGAGCAAAGGGCACAAGGGCUUUGAGUGCCAGUUCAACGGUGCAGAUAUCGCAGGAGGUCUCUUUGGGGUGCUGGGGGUGUUUGUUUUCAUCUUUGGUGCAGUGUUAGCUGUCAGAGCUUUCAGGUCAGUGCGGGAGCUAAAGACGCGAAGGACAAACGAGGACAAUAAUUUCUAAGCUAGCUUUUCUAUUUCACAUAUUUGAACAAAGGUGGGAUUGAGUAGAAAUCCCUGUGACAAGAAAACAUGGAUGUUUUUCUUAUAUUAGGUGUAAUUGUCUGUAAACCGUUGAAUCGGCUUUUUUAUGCACUUUUUAUGCAGUUUUUUUAAAUACCUUUGUAUUUCUUACACUUUUCACUACCUGUUUACAGUGUCUGUUACAUGUUUUAAAUAAAUAUGUAGUUAAU